Molecule: messenger RNA, 1327 nt
Organism: Mytilinidion resinicola
Lineage: Eukaryota; Fungi; Ascomycota; Dothideomycetes; Mytilinidiales; Mytilinidiaceae
Exons: 1
Coding region: 214-1185 (323 amino acids)
Source: RefSeq, a predicted model, not a curated record
CCCUCCCUCCAUUCUUCUCGCACCCUCUCGCCACAGUCUCCUCCUCGACUAUAAAAGCCGCCACUCCGAUCCAUGAAAUUGAUUCUCUCCAUCCUCGUGUGCAUCGCCGCAAUCGCAGUCUACCAUCAAGACUACAUGUUAUCACGCCUCUCACAGCUCACAAGAACAAUCACACCUACAAAAGCAGCUUCACAGCUCACAAAGACAGCCGCAAUGUCCUCGUCUACUACCUUCGCCGGCCUCCCGGUUAUCCCUCCUACAAACGAACCUCUUACAACUACAAACCCCCGCAAGAUCGCAAAGACCUUCCUCGCCAUCGAACAAUCCGAAGGCGCAGGCGCUCGCGUCCGCCGCUCAAUUGGCACACCCCGCCUGCGCAACUUCUCGCCCUUCCUGAUGCUCGAUCACUUCGCCAUCCCGCCUGGGGCAGGCUUCCCAGACCACCCCCACCGCGGGCAAGAAACAAUCACCUAUCUCCUCGACGGCGCCGUCGAUCACGAAGACUUCGCCGGCAACAAAGGCACAAUCGAGAAAGGCGACCUCCAAUUCAUGACCGCGGGUCGCGGGAUCGUGCACGCCGAGAUGCCGCGCCAGAACGCCGACGGCGCGCCCAACGUCGGCAUGCAGCUGUGGGUCGACCUGCCCAAGGCACUCAAAAUGUGCGAGCCGCGGUACCGCGACCUUCGCGCGAAGGAGAUCCCAGAAGUCAACGUUCAAGACGGGAAAGUGAAGGUCAAGGUUAUUUCGGGACGGAGCUACGGCACCGACAGUGUGAAGGAGCUGGCGUAUACGCCGGUGUGGUUGCUGGAUUUUACGGUACAACCCGGGGGAAGGGUGGAGCAAGCGCUGCCGAAGGGGUGGAAUGCGUUUACGUAUACGCUUUCUGGGAAGACGGUUUUUUAUUCGGGGAAUGAGUCGAAGUUGGUGGAGCAGUAUCAUAAUGUUGUUUUUGAUCAGGGUGGGGAUAGCAUCGCGGCGAGUGUUGAGGAGGGCGCGGAAGCUGAGUCGCGGUUUAUACUGGUUGCUGGACUCCCCCUGGAUCAGCCAGUUGUGCAGUACGGGCCGUUUGUCUUGACGAGUAGAGACGAGGUCAUGCAGGCGAUGAUGGAUUACCAGGACUUCUCGAAUGGGUUUGAAAGGGCGCAGAACUGGGAGAGCGAGAUUGGGAAGACUAUGGUGCAUUAGGGUCUGGGAAUUGGGGAAAAUGUAUUAUGAGGUUUUCUUACUUGUACAUAUGAGGUCUUGAUGGGGAAACGGGCAACAUGUUCGAGUAUGAUACCAAUUGAUAGACAAGAUCAUUUUAUAAGACUUCUGCUUUAUCCCAUAC